AUAACCAGUCCUGACCACUCUGGAUGAGAGUGAUCGACACAUCCUGGUUGGACCAUGAGGAGAGUGCAGGGAACAUCUGGGUCCAGGAUUUUAGGUGCUUUACCUCAAAAGCGUUUUUGUGUGACUGCAGCAGGGACUGUGGUACAUGCAAACCUAGACGGAGGUAAAGGAGCUCUAAAAGCAGUCAGAAAAGGGGGUGUGGAUGGCGGGGUGAAACGCUUUGAGGAGAUCCCUCACACGGGGAGGAAUGGUUGGAUCAACCUGCUGAGGUUCUGGAGAGAAAAUCGUUUCCAGCAGCUCCACAAGCACAUGGAGAGGACCUUCAACGCCCUCGGCCCCAUCUACAGGGAGAAGGUGGGCACUAUUAGCAGCGUGAACAUCUUGCUGCCAUCUGACAUUAGUGAGCUGUUUCAGUCGGAGGGGCUGCACCCUCGACGUAUGACCCUGCAGCCGUGGGCCACACACCGAGAGAUACGCAACCACAGCAAGGGAGUUUUCCUCAAAAAUGGGGAGGAAUGGAGAUCUGACCGCCUUCAGCUCAACAAGGAGGUGAUGCUGAGUGCAGCUGUGAAGCGCUUUCUCCCCCUCCUCGAGGAGGUAGCAAAGGACUUCAGUGGAAUGCUGCAGGCAAGGGUGGAGAGGGAAGGGAGAGGAGAGGAGGGCAGGCGGAGCCUCACGAUCGAUCCAAGCCCUGACCUUUUCCGCUUCGCACUGGAAGCCAGCUGCCAUGUGAUCUAUGGGGAGCGUAUCGGCCUCUUCUCCUCCUCUCCAUCCCUGGAAUCUCAAAAGUUCAUCUGGGCAGUGGAGCGAAUGCUGACAACUACACCUCCUCUCCUGUAUCUCCCCCCUCGUCUGCUGCUCCGCAUUGGUGCUUCCCUGUGGACCCAGCACGCCACUGCUUGGGACCACAUCUUCAGUCAUGCUGAGGCCAGGAUCCAGAAGGCUUACCAGCGUCUCUCAUCCUCUAAGGGUCAUCACUCUGUGGCUGGGACAGCUGGGGGCCAGUAUACUGGGGUUCUGGGGCAGCUUAUAGAGAAAGGGCAGCUAUCUUUGGACCUAAUCAAAGCCAACAUCACCGAGUUGAUGGCUGGAGGGGUUGACACGACCGCCGUUCCUCUGCAAUUUGCUCUAUUUGAGCUGGGACGCAACCCUGAGGUGCAGGAGAGGGUGAGGCAGCAAGUGAGGACAUCAUGCUCACAGGCAGGCGGAGAUCCUCAGAAAGCCCUGCAGGGGGCACCACUGCUGAAAGCCACAAUCAAAGAGGUUCUCAGGUUGUAUCCGGUGGGGAUCACAGUGCAGCGGUAUCCAGUCAGAGAUAUUAUUCUCCAGAAUUACCACAUACCUGCAGGGACAAUGGUCCAGGCCUGUCUAUAUCCGAUGGGAAGAAGCUCACAAGUGUUCGAGGAUCCCCUGCGCUUUGACCCUGGGCGCUGGUGCGGCAGCAGCAAGGACGAUGGCCGGAGAGGAGAGGGUCAAGGGUUUCGCUCUCUGGCCUUCGGAUUUGGCGCGAGGCAGUGUGUUGGGAGGAGGAUUGCUGAAAACGAGAUGCAGCUCUUGCUAAUGCACAUCCUGCUGAACUUCCAUCUCAGUGUGCCGUCCUCAGAAGACAUCAAAACCAACGUUACUCUGAUCCUGCAGCCCGAGACCCCUCCUAGGAUCACUUUCACCAAGCUCUGACACACAGGAAAAUAAACUUUUAUCCUCUA
Cyprinodon tularosa is the source of this 1706-nucleotide messenger RNA. RefSeq names its product cytochrome P450 11B, mitochondrial. Gene Ontology annotation, cellular component: mitochondrial inner membrane. The transcript is spliced from 9 exons. NCBI's taxonomy places the organism in Eukaryota, Metazoa, Chordata, Actinopteri, Cyprinodontiformes, Cyprinodontidae. Gene Ontology annotation, biological process: C21-steroid hormone biosynthetic process; cellular response to peptide hormone stimulus; cholesterol metabolic process. The coding region runs from base 55 to 1677 and encodes 540 amino acids. The record is from RefSeq and is a predicted model, not a curated record. Gene Ontology annotation, molecular function: oxidoreductase activity, acting on paired donors, with incorporation or reduction of molecular oxygen; monooxygenase activity; heme binding.